AUGCAGUCGUUAAGAGCUGAGGAUCUCCCGGAGAAUCCGAGAGAGCGAUCGAACAUUUUUUCGGUAUUAAGUUAUUGGUAUACCAUACCCACUUUUAAAAAGGGUCAAAAAGUCACUUUGGAUAUAAAGGACCUCUACAGGGCCUUAAAAGAACACAAGUCGGAGAUCCUUGGCAACAAAUUAUCCAGUGCCUGGGAGAAAGAACUGGAGACUCACAAGGAGAAGGCCAGUUUGAUGAGGGUGCUAUUGCGGGUAUUCGGCUGGUAUUUCGGAUUCCUUGGCGUAGUUCUCUUCGUUCUGGAGGUUAUUUCAACUGUGCAACCCAUUUUUCUGGUAAAGCUUAUAUCUUCUUUUAACCACGACUCGGAUUCCUUUGAGCCAGCAUAUGCCUACGCGGCCUUAAUGAUAUUGUGUUCCGCCCUCACCACAAUGAUCAAGCACCCCUACACUUUCGCCAUCAAUCAUCUAGGCUUUAAGAUUCGGGUGGCUCUGAGCAGCAUGACCUAUCGGAAGAGCCUCCGACUUAGCAAGACGACUUUGGGCGAAAUAUCGUCAGGGCACAUAAUAAAUUUAAUUUCCAACGACCUAGGCCGCAUGAACACUUUUCUUCAAUUUACACACUAUCUUUGGUUGGCCCCACUUCAGAUGCUAGUGGUAACAUAUCUUAUGCACCAAGAGAUUGGAAUAGCCGCCGUCUUUGGCAUGUCUUUCAUGCUAUUGUUCAUACCCCUGCAGAUGUAUUUGGGCAAAAAGAUAUCGGCGAUGCGACUGCAGACCGCUCUCCGGACGGACAAACGAAUGCGGAUAAUGACUGAGAUCAUUUCCGGUAUGCAGGUGAUCAAAAUGUACGCCUGGGAGCUUCCCUUCGAGCGGUUGGUUUCCUACGCCCGCAGGAAGGAGAUAAAUACCAUCCGGCACGUGGCCUAUAUAAGGGGCACCCUCUCGUCCUUCAACAAGUUCCUCGCUCGCGUAUCCAUCUUCCUCAGUUUGGUGGGUUUUGUGUUAUUGGGCAAGUUCCUCACAGCGGAAGUGGCUUUUCUGAUAACCGCAUACUACAACGUCGUGAACACCAAUAUGACCACUUAUUUCUCAUGGGGAAUGACGGAGACGGCGGAGACCCUAGUUUCCAUCAAGCGAUUGCAGAAGUUUUUUCUAUGUGCACAAGCAAAAACCUCGAAUGACACAAAAGAAAAUACUCAGACCAUAAAAGAUCUCCAGGAGGCUGAGGAAAAGCUUUUAGGAACGACGAAUGGCGUCAUUACUACUGAGGAACCCCUUCAUUCAAAGACGCGUUUAUCCAUAAGGGGACUUCGAGCCAAGUGGGAUGGCAGCGCAACGGAUUACACACUAAGCGGAGUACACCUGCAGGUAUCUCCUGGCACUUUGUUGGCCAUUGUGGGUCACACUGGCUCCGGAAAAUCCAGUCUGAUCCAAGCCAUUCUGGGAGAGCUGCGCGCCGAAUCUGGCGAGAUCAAGAUUAAUGGAUCCAUAUCCUAUGCCUCCCAAGAGCCGUGGCUUUUCUCCGGCACCGUGCGCCAGAAUAUCCUCUUUGGCCAGCCCAUGGACCGUCGACGGUAUGAUGCGGUGGUGAAGGAAUGCGCUCUGGAACGAGACUUUGAGCUGCUUCCGCUCAAGGAUAAAACCACAGUAGGAGACCGCGGAGCUUCCCUGUCCGGCGGCCAGAGGGCGAGAAUCAGUUUGACCAGGGCAGUCUACCGGCAGGCCUCCAUCUACUUGCUGGACGACCCACUCAGUGCGGUGGACUCCAAUGUGGCCCGCCAUCUCUUCGAGCAUUGCAUGCGGGGCUACCUGCGAGAUUGCAUCAUCAUUCUGGCGACCCAUCAGCUGCAGUUUCUGCAGCAAGCCGAUCAAAUAGUGAUCAUGGAUAAGGGUCAGGUUAGCGGCUUGGGCACCUAUGAGGAGCUUUUAAAAUCGGGCGCGGACUUUGGCAGCAUACUGGUUAAACCGGAAACUCACGAGGAGCCGGCGGUAGAGCUAUCAAGAGCCCCCAGUAUCACAGAUCACCGGCGCAGCAGUGUAAAAUCUGUCCUUUCAAAUGCGGAAUCCUGUCCAGAGGAUGCCCCGGAGAAACAGGUGAUCAACCUUGACCGGAAAGAGAUGGGUCGCAGUGUCCUGGCAGUGUGCACCGAUUACUUUAAGGCAGGUGGCGGACUCCUACCCUUCGUCGUGAUGAUAAGCUUCUCUUUGGGCUCCCAGGGCCUAGCCUCGCUGGGAGAUUACUUUCUGUCGCCCUGGGUCUCAAGGACAGCUGACAGUUCUAAGGGAGCGGAAGAUGUAACGCAAGACACCUAUAUAUUUACGCUGAUUACAGUGCUAACCAUUGUUGUGACCGUGAAACGAUCCUUUUUGUUCUUCAACUUGGCAAUGAAGGCCUCUGUUCAGUUGCACAAAGCCAUGUUUCGGGGAGUAUGUCGAGCCUCCAUGUACUUUUUCAACACGAACCCUUCGGGUGGUAUCCUAAAUCGGUUCUCCAAGGACAUGGGGCAAGUGGAUGAGAUGCUGCCGAAUAUAAUGAUGACCGUCAUCCAGGACUUCCUCGCUCUCGCCGGCAGUAUAGUUGUCAUAUCCAUUGUUAAUCCUUUAUUCCUCCUGCCCGCCCUCGCGAUUGGUGUUGUCUUCUAUCACCUGCGCACUUUUUACCUUAAAACUUCGAGGGAUUUAAAACGCUUGGAAGCUAGUAGUCGAGCACCGGUAUACUCUCAUUUUGCUGCUUCUCUUACUGGUCUCUCCACCAUUCGAGCCUUUGGAGCUGAGAGCAUUUUGGAGGCGGAGUUCGAUAGCUACCAAGAUAUGCAUAGUUCCGCUGCAUAUAUGUUCAUCAGCACCUCGCGCGCCUUUGGUUAUUGGAUGGACAUGUUCUGUGUGCUCUAUGUAGCGACCGUCACACUCGGCUUUUUCAUCUAUCCGCCUGUCAGUGGAGCCGAUGUUGGUCUGGCCAUAACCCAGGUCAUGGGUCUGACGAGCUCAGUACAGUGGACUGUCCGCCAGUCGGCCGAGUUGGAGACCACAAUGAUUUCCGUGGAGAGAGUGCUUGAGUACGAGGACAUUGAGCCAGAGGGAGCCUUGGAAGCUCCGGCGGAUAAAAAGCCACCCCAGUCCUGGCCAGAGGAAGGGAAAAUAGUACUUGAUGAGCUGAGCCUGCGCUAUAUUCCGGAUCCAAAGGCUGAAAACGUGCUCAAGUCACUAAGUUUCGUGAUCAACCCAAGGGAAAAGAUAGGCAUCGUAGGACGCACUGGCGCGGGCAAGUCCUCGCUGAUAAACGCCCUUUUCCGACUGUCCUACAACGAUGGAUCCAUACUCAUAGACCAGAGGGACACUAAUGACAUGGGUCUGCACGACUUGCGUAGAAAGAUCUCGAUUAUUCCCCAAGAACCCGUUCUGUUCUCCGGCACAAUGCGAUAUAACUUGGACCCCUUCGACGAGUACAGUGAUGAAAAGCUGUGGCACUCCUUGAAGGAAGUGAAGCUUAAGGACGUGGUGGCCAAUUUGCCAACUGGCUUAGAGACCAAAAUCACCGAGGGAGGAUCCAACUUUAGUGUGGGUGAGCGCCAGUUGGUCUGCUUGGCACGAGCCAUUCUGCGGGAUAAUAGAAUCCUCGUGAUGGACGAGGCCACGGCCAAUGUGGAUCCCCAGACGGACGCUCAAAUUCAAGCCACCAUUCGGAACAAGUUCAGGGAGUGCACUGUCAUAACGAUAGCCCACCGAUUGCACACCAUAAUGGACUUGGACAAGGUACUGGUCAUGGAUGCUGGAAGAGCUGUGGAGUUUGGGACACCCUUUGAGCUUCUGACGGCAGCAGAUUCUAAGGUGUUUCACGACAUGGUCAAACAGAUGGGUCAGGCUUCAUACGACGGCCUUCAGAAAACAGCUCAAAAAGCCUUUGAAAGUGCGCAGAAUCUGGAAGGAAGCCUUUUUUCUUGAGUACUUUUGUACGUUUAGCUUAUAAAAUUAUGUUUUAAAUAAAUCAAAUCAAUCUCAACUCAAUCACAACAAUCUCAACCGACUAUCAAUCGACC
Drosophila subpulchrella is the source of this 4037-nucleotide messenger RNA. RefSeq names its product probable multidrug resistance-associated protein lethal(2)03659. NCBI's taxonomy places the organism in Eukaryota, Metazoa, Arthropoda, Insecta, Diptera, Drosophilidae. The record is from RefSeq and is a predicted model, not a curated record. The coding region runs from base 1 to 3942 and encodes 1313 amino acids. Gene Ontology annotation, molecular function: ATP hydrolysis activity; ABC-type transporter activity; ATP binding. The transcript has 9 exons. Gene Ontology annotation, cellular component: membrane. Gene Ontology annotation, biological process: transmembrane transport.